This is a messenger RNA of Schistocerca cancellata (South American locust), 4245 nucleotides long. RefSeq lists its product as uncharacterized. Gene Ontology annotation, cellular component: plasma membrane; nucleus. Gene Ontology annotation, molecular function: guanyl-nucleotide exchange factor activity; protein binding. The record is from RefSeq and is a predicted model, not a curated record. The transcript is spliced from 23 exons. NCBI's taxonomy places the organism in Eukaryota, Metazoa, Arthropoda, Insecta, Orthoptera, Acrididae. Gene Ontology annotation, biological process: signal transduction. The coding region runs from base 73 to 3585 and encodes 1170 amino acids.
GCCCGCAGCCCGCAGCGGUCGCUCUGCUCCCUGCUCCUCAACUGCUCGCAGAGUAGCGAACCACCAGGCCAUAUGACGUUUGCUGUGAAGAAUGCCUCUAGGAAGGAAGUGAGCGGGUCCCUCAGGCUGAUGACCGGCCGAUCGAGCAGGUCUUCGGUGAUGGGCAGCGGCUCUGAAGAGAUAUUCAGUCUUGCCUCAGACGUCGAGUCUCCGCCGCCUUUGCCAGCUAUGGAAAGGAGAAAAAGUUAUCAGCGGAAGAGGCCUGGAAAAACAGCGGCGGGGCCCUCGACCGAAGCGCCACGGGCUGCCGCGGCGGCGUCCGCGGACGAUAGCAGCUUCCUGCGGCACCUGGAACUCGAGCCCGCUGAUACGGUACUCACAGGGCCCGGGAGGACGCCCUUCACAACAACUCGCAGGCUUACUCGUAAAGGCGGAGUUGGUUUUGGAUUCUCUGUUGCUUGGAUACAACCUCCUAGAAUCGAACGAGUAGAAGCUGGACUACCGGCCGACCGAGCUGGUCUUAGGCCGGGAGAUUAUAUUAUUUUUGUAGACAAGUACAACGUGGUAACAAUGCCAGAGGAUGAAGUCUUGGGACUGAUCAGGUCGUGUGGGAACACGCUGAACCUGGAAGUGUACCGGCGCGUGUCCCCGAACGGGCUGGUGUCCGGGUCUGGGGCAUCCAGCGGCUUCCCCGCCCCCGCAUCGGGCGCCGCCGCCGCCCCCUCUCCCGCCCCCGCGACGGCACCCGCCAGGCCGGCCACCGACUGCUCCGGCGCCACCUCCGCGUCGCUGGACCUCAGCCGCCGCCGCCUGCACCUGCCGCAAGUCACCUUUAGUUCUGAGAUCGAACCACUAAAUCAAGAGGACGCCAGGCGGCAAGCAGUUUAUCAACUUAUGUACAAAGAGCAGCACUUCGCCGGCGUGCUGCAGUUUGGAGUUAGUAGGUUCCUGCUUCCCCUUAGCGAAAGGAAAGACCUUCUCAGUUCGAAUGAGCACCAAACGCUUUUCCAGAAUUGCGAAGAGCUCUUGCGGUUAACAGAAGAUAUACUAGAGCAGUUAGUUCAAGAUGACGCUGAACAGUGUGCUCCGGGAAUUGGUAGAGUUUAUUUGAGGAAGCUGAAUGUACUCACCAAUUCAUACAAACGGUAUCUGGUGGGCCUAAAAGCAGCAGACUGUCUUUUGGUGUCUAAGAUGAGGAAUCAAGAAUUUAUGCGACUUGUUGUAGAGCCUACUGUACCUCGGCGGAAACCUGACCUCACAACAUUUUUACAUAAACCAUUAGAGCAUUAUCGUGAUAUUCUAAAACUGCUUCAAACCAUUCUGCACCAGACCAAAGUUACCGAAGAUGACUACCCUAUUCUUUCUAAAGUGGUUCACGAGCUUCAGUUGGCUUACCGGGACAUGGCCACAGGUACAGGAUUGAUGGAGCCUGAUGGUGAAGGUCGGCCCCUAUUGUCUCUUCAAGAUCUGGAAAGUCGUGUAGUUUUUACACGUUGCAAGCCGUUCGCGCUGAACUCUCCGGGCAGGCAAUGGAUCUUCGGCGGCGACCUGACACGGGUGGAGGGGCGGUCUACGCGGCCCUUCUGGGCGCUGCUGUUCUCAGACCUGCUGCUGCUUGCCACCGUCUCCAGAGACCGCGUCCUCUUCGUCACUGAGGAGCCCGUCCCGCUCCUCUCCGUCUCGCAGGCGUGCUUCAAUAUCAGGAAAAAAGCGACCGAGUUCCGGCUGCUGCUGGACGGCAACGCGGAGGGCGCGGCCAGCCCUGCGGUGGGUGGCUGUGGCCCGGAGCUCAGCCGCCAUCCCAAGAAGAACAUCCGCAGGCGCACCAUCGUGCUCAGGGCUCCGACGCCGGAGCUCAAGGCUGUCUGGCAGAACCUCAUACAACGACAGAUCAUUUAUUUGAAUACAGCGAGAGGUGGGACUCCAGCGAGCAGCCCUCUAGAUUCUCCAGAUCCUCCUACGACUCUCUCCGUCGGCACGUUGGACUCUCUGUCAUAUAAACAACAGACUCCGGCAGUAGGUCGGUCGCCAGCAAAUUCUAGACAGCAACUGGACGAGCUUAUCGAGCUGAGGUGCCGGCGCCUGGGAAAAUCGGGAGCGAGCAAAGGCAGUGCGCUGCACCUGGCGCAGUGGAUGCGGGGCCAGCUGGGGGGCGCCGGAGGCGCGAUGACUCCGGAGGACGAGCCCGAGCCCGAGGUGUGGUCCCCGGAGACGCUGCGCAGGAGGCAGCCCACCAUCGCCGUGGCCGGCUGCUCCACCAGCCGCCUCGACGACCUCGAGUCCUCAGACACGGAGCGCAGCCACUCCCACAGCACCUCUGACAGCCAGGUAACAGUGCGAUCUGGUGGGCAAGAACAGACCGUGUCUGUAUGUCGCCAGUGCCACAAGACGUGCCUUGGCAACAGCCGACAGUCACCCCCAGAUAUCAGCACACUCGAGGAUGACACAGACUGUGCUGACAACUGGGGUCCUCUCAUGCUAAUGGGCAUGUCCGCACUAAAUGCCACUGUUGGACUUGGCUCCUCUGUUGUCACCGACCCGUUCUCACCGACAGAGGUGCCAUUAAUUUCCGUCCUGCCCCCAACCCCUGACACUCUUCCCCAGAGUGACAGCUUCCAGUGGGAUGAUGUGGACAGGGGGCCCACUGAAGCCACUGCCACAAACCCUUCUUCUUCUCAGAUGUUUGGUGUGAGAUCUGAGAAACAUGUGGUUGAAGAUAGUGUUGAAGUCAGUCCAGAGAACUCGCUACAUGAGAAUCAAGACCUGCCAUAUAGGAGCCUCUCUUCAGCAGGGCUGAAGAGGUUUGGAACUCAAGCAAGUCUAGACAUUGCUGAUGUUGAUGUGGAAAAUGUCAUUGAAGAUAUUACAGACUCUGAGGAAGGAACAGAAUGGUCAGGUGAAACAGAUGAUCACCAUACACAGUCUACAGUUGCUCAAAUUCAUCGAGUGGACUCAGACUAUGAAAUCAAGCCUCAGCCACAACUGGAAUCCAUUACUCCUCCAAUGCGUGGAUGGACAUCCCGUGCCAGUUCCUUUAUGGCUGAGAAAAUGUCUUUGAUUGAGAGGUAUCUGCGACCAGCAACAGAGGAACAGUCUCAGCAAGCUGAGAUGUGCACUCAUGAACUCACAGCUACAUCUUCUGGUGAAGAAUGUGAAACAUCAGGUGAUGAUGUAUGGGGUACACCAACAAGCGGUGGUGAUUUGGAUGAGGAGUCUAUAUUCACAGCAGUCACAGGGCAGCAUGAAACACCAGCUGAUUCAAUAUCCAUAGAAACAGCAGAGGAAGACACUGAAUUGAUGAUGGAUGAGUUACUAGCAACACCACCUUUAGCAAGCACCAGCAGCAGAUCAUUCCCUCCAAGACGACGACUGGAGCCAUUACUUGAGGAAGAAGACACAGACAUCCCAAGUGAUACCCCAUCCCCCGAACAGGGCAACAUGUCUGGAGGUGUUGCUGAUGGUUGCCUCUCUGCAGAGUGUGCAAACCCUGCAACAGACCAGCAGAGCUUCUUCCAUCAACUGCGCCUGCAGAAAGUCCGCAGCGAGCUGCAUUGGGCAAAAACAAGCAAACUGACAAGCAACUAAGAAGAAGAUUUUGGGAAUGGUUCCAUAUUGGCAGAAGACCUGUGGCUUCUUCUUCCAUUCAGCUUGUGUCCUAGAUUUUAUACAUAUAUAAGACACUCAACCCUUCAAUUUAUGUCCUCAUUUCUGAAAUGAUACCCAAGGACAGACAUGAAGCAAUGCUCUUACUAAGAUAUAAUACUUGUGUUCAUUAUUUAAGUAAAAUAUUAUGAACUGUUUCAAACAAUCCAAAGAAAAAGAAAGAACCCCUGAUUUAAAAAAUCAAGAUAAAACUAAUAAUCUUUGGUACAGUACAUCAAAUGCACUCCACAUCUACAUACAUCUUCAAUAUCAAACAAAUUCUAUUUCUUCUAAUUUUUAAAAAGAAAAUGUGUUUUCAUAUACAUUUUACCAUAAAAAUUCUGUAUAUCUUGUUCUAUUAUUAUAUACAGUUAAACUUUCCAAUGGGUUGGCAUGAACAUAAACUAAAGCUACACUUAAAACUUGUUUCUGUGGAGGAGAUACAAUUUUGGAAAAUAUUAAAGGACUGUACCUGUUUGGAACUAAGUUUGUAAUACAUUAUGGUGCCAAAAACUAAAAAGAGAUGUGAAACUAUUUGUUCUGCUACAUACAUUUUCUAAUUAUUUUUAACUGUGUAUCUGAUGUGUCACAAGUAAAUUUUUU